AUGUCCAUCGUUGUUACCGCCAAGAUUCCUCAAAACGCAGUUUUCUUCGCUGGUGAACGAUUUCGGUGUGAAAUUACUUUCACAUACCUUCUUCCCAGUGUCGAAAGAUUAUCCAACGAUGUAAAAGCUCACGCGAAAUCCAACAGUGAUUCUAAGCUGCAAGGGAAAAAAAUGUCAACCAGGCAACUGUUAAACAAUAACCCGUUGUCCGUUAUAGUUGAAAAUCCCUCUAUACAGAGUAGCCUCGCUGGAGAUCUAGCACUGGGCGGAGAAUCGUCCGCCCCAUCGAAUUCUGACGAAACCUUUCCUCAAACAGUUCCUACUGGGAGUUCGUCGAGUGAUCAAAAUCUAAGAGGUGGUGAGCCGUUUUCCUACACGGAAAUCGAAGAGAUGGAUGGAGACGGUGGUCUGAUAAACUUGCAACACGCGGAUGCUAGCGACACGGUUUCUGUCAGUGAUUAUGACACGUCCGAGUCAACACCACGGAGUUCCGUGGACUUUUAUGGACUCGGUUACCCCGAAAGAAGCAGCAACACGUGGGGCGGAUCGCUUUCAGAGUACAAAAGACAUAGCACCAGCAGACAUUCAUCUUCCCCCUCUCUCAUUCAGAAGUACGAGACGCUGCUGUGGGGAUUUGCACAGAUAGUGGGACAAUUCACUGUCGAUGGUUUAUUGGUGAAGUCGAUUGAGUUUGAACCAUUAAAGACGAAAACAAUGUAUCGACCAGUUGGUGGAGGUGUGACAGGAGGUGCGGUUGGUGGUGGAACGUUGGGCAUCUCGAAUUCGAUGCACCCUUCGAGUUUACAAGAUCUACAAGAGCGUGCAGAGGAUGGGUCACGCCCGGUCUAUGAUUUGAUGAACCCAGUCGUGAUUUAUAAAGAUGAAGCUACAACGUCAUGCAAAGAAGAUGAAAUGAAACCACAGCCAGUCCAUAAAAGGGAUAACAAACGUGAGGAGUUUUUGGAUUAUGUUGAGAAACUUGUUAAAAACACCAGUAAUGAGGAAAUAGUUAAGAACAAGAGGACUCUUGAAAAAAGAGAUAGCGAUUCAUAUGUGUUUGUAGAGAAAGAUGAAAACUCUGUGGCAAACACUGCCACAACAUUAUCGAAACAUAUGAGAAAAGCGAAUUACGACAUCUGUAAGAAUAAUCAGCGCGUCGCCCAAUUAUGUCUGUUAAAGACAUCUUAUCGACUGGGUGACAUUGUGGUUGGCACAUUGAACUUUACUGGAGCUGUUAUACCCACCUAUCAGGUUUCCAUAACAUUGGAGAAUGGCGAGAUUGUUGAGCCUUCUAUUGCGAAUCGACCACAAUCGCAAAUAGCACGCAUGACGCGUAAAGUGCAUGGCGAACAUCACGAAUUUUGUUUGAAUGCUCAGCGUAUCAGCUUCUCCAUUUCCAUACCAACCAAUUGUACUCCGGAUUUCUCCACAACCGGAGUGAAACUUCAGUGGUGCCUGCGGUUGGAAUUCAUCACUGGGCCAAAGGAUCAGCUCCCAUUGGUUUCGCUUAAUGUGGACGAACGGCACCAUUAUUAUCAAGCGAUCGAGGAAGUUAAUGUUGAAACCUUUGACUGUUCCAUUCCUAUUAAAAAUUUCAAUGUUCACAUCCCGCAAGCCUCAUCCUCCUCAACGAAACCGGAGAGAACACAAACAUCAGUUAAAGUCGCAUCAUCCGUACCAGCUGGAACUAUCCUGAAGGGGAUAAACAUUUUCAAGGAUGGAUCCGAUCCGAUAUCAAAACUCGAUGAAGAGUAUCCCGAAUGGUUGUGGGAUUUGUUGGACGAAGAGAAACAAAAUGCUUCGAGGGAAAAUCCAAAUUACAGGGAUUAUCAUAGAUACCAGAGAAAGCAAUUGAUUAAAAAUAACAAUUUCGAUAGGA
Messenger RNA from Acaulospora colombiana, 1879 nucleotides. The record is from the annotation of a GenBank genome assembly. Lineage: Eukaryota; Fungi; Glomeromycota; Glomeromycetes; Diversisporales; Acaulosporaceae.